GCAUACACAUUUCAAAUAACACUUUGCCCCCCCAAAGAUUAUUUUCUCGCUCAGUCCCUGGCUGCAGCUAUGCAUGAUUGCGUGGAAGAAUUGAAGGACUCUGUUUAUGAGCUCCAUAGGUCUAUUAGUGAAAUGGGUGAGACUGGAGGCAAAGAUUUUAGCCUGAGAAUGAGUGACAUAGAGAUAUGGCUUAGUGCAGCCUUGACUGAUGAUGACACUCGCAUGGACGGCUUCUCAGGGGAUGCCAUGAAUGGGAAUGUCAAGACCGCUGUGAGGAGUCAGGUUCUGAAUGUUGCACACUUGACGAGCAAUGCCUUGUGGCUCUUGUUAAUAGUUAUGCAUCUACCCAUAAUUAACCUGCAGGUCUUAACUUAUCUUAAAGCUAGCAGGCGAGUUCUUGUUAUGAAUCAGUUUUCUUUUAGGUUUUUGGACUGAUAAUCCUUUCCCAAAGCUAUACAUAUGGGGUGCUGCAAACAAUAAAUUAGCGAUGGCAACUUUGUACAAAUAGCAUGGUUUGUUAAUUUGGGGUUCUUCGUGUGUUGGGGGGUAGUGGGGUUGAAUGAUUUUGAUUUUGAUUAUUUAAAUCCUGUCAAGAUGUAAAUUAUGUGUUUCAUGAUAUAAUAAUAAGAUUAUUGAUUC
Molecule: messenger RNA, 639 nt
Organism: Rubroshorea leprosula
Lineage: Eukaryota; Viridiplantae; Streptophyta; Magnoliopsida; Malvales; Dipterocarpaceae
Source: the annotation of a GenBank genome assembly